AUGAAGCUAUUCCAAGCUUACCACUUACUCAUCUUCCUUUUAUUAAAAACAACAUCAGCAAGUGAUCCAAAAUAUACCAAGCCGGGUUGCCAAGUUAUGUGCGGGGAUGUGAUAAUCCCCUACCCUUUUGGGAUUGGGGUAAAUUGUUCUGUGAGUGAACGGUACAAUGUUGAUUGCAACCGGUCGACGCCAUAUCUACCUGCACUCAACAACGUGCAGGUAUUAGAAGUAAACUUAGAAUACCAAACCGUAACAGUUAAUGUCUCAAUGAUUUCCGACUGCCACAAUCUUAUCCGUACUAGCAGUCAAAUCUUGGGCAUUGAACUUGGUGAAAGCAGCCCAUUUCUUUUUUCCAGAUUACACAACCUGUUUGUUGUAGAGGGUUGUGGUAAUGCGGUCAUCUUGGACCAAGGGACUGCAGUCACCGGUUGCUCAACAACUUGUCGCAAUGAGAGUGUUGGCGUGAAAGACAAGUGCCUUGGCAUUACUUGUUGCCAAACAAGACUUCCUUAUUAUCUUAAGAGUUAUAGCAUGGAUCUCACCGGCUUGGAAAGGCAGGGUGGGGAUGAAGCUUGUGGGUCUGCCUACUUGGUGGACAAGAAGUCAUAUGAUGAGGGAAGGUUUUCUAGCAAAUCUGUUGCCGGGGACAACACUUACAUCCCCAUAUCACUGCUGUGGACUUUGUCAGAGCGUGAGUCCAGUCAAAUAGAGUGUUGUUUUUCGGGGUUUAAUAUUUUCAAAGCUGAUACGGGAAAUGGUGGUUCAAUCAAGUCGUGGAAAUGCGUUUUUCCAAUGAGCAAUAAAGGAAAUCCUUAUUUAGUUGAUGGAUGCUACGAUGAUGAAAAAUGUGCAAGGUGCACAGAGGACGGAGGUGAGUGUGAAUACUAUGAUGUAUAUGAUGAUUAUGACAGGAUUAGCGAAUACGAGUUCGUUUGUUCUCACGUCAUGAAGGGUAAUCGAAGACAUUCUAAACCCACGUUAUCCAUUGGUGCUAUUCUAGGUAAUGGUUUAUCAUCCAUAUACAAAUUAUAUUCGAGAGGAGCUGUUGAAAUUCGUCAUCCAUAUACAAAUUAUAUUCGAGAGGAGCUGUUGAAAUUCGUAUUAGGAUUAUUAUCCACUUUUCAUAAUCUUUAA
Molecule: messenger RNA, 1134 nt
Organism: Lactuca sativa (garden lettuce)
Lineage: Eukaryota; Viridiplantae; Streptophyta; Magnoliopsida; Asterales; Asteraceae
Product: wall-associated receptor kinase-like 2
Biological process (GO): cell surface receptor signaling pathway; protein phosphorylation
Cellular component (GO): plasma membrane
Molecular function (GO): protein serine/threonine kinase activity; polysaccharide binding; ATP binding
Source: RefSeq, a predicted model, not a curated record